AUCCUUUAUUUAUAUUGUUUUGUCUCUCAAAUAAAUAAAUCAUUUAGUGCUGACAGUAAUUAGAAGCUAAUUUCAUACCUUGACUUCUAUCUGUCCCAACAGUAAAUUUAUAAUGGGCAACAUCAUGUAACAAGUGUUUUUGAGAAAAAAGCUGACGGUUAGAAUUCGCAACAUGAGUAACUUGACUUGGGAGCCCAGAAGCUUAGAAAGUUUGCUAGAAGUUGACGAAAACUUCAACUACCUUCAUAUUCAACCUGAAAAGUUUGACGACAUUAAAAUAUCUUCAAACAACAAAUCUAAUGAAAAAAUUUGUGUAGCUGUCAAAAAGAAAAAAGUUUCAAAUUCAAAGAGAGCAAAAAGUAUUCCUGAAGUCAUCAAAUCGCCAAUAAAAGUUCAAAUGACAGUCGAAGGAAUUCAAAGUGUCGAUUAUCUUAUGUCACCAAAAAAAGAAAAUUUAACAAAAUGUGCCGACUUAGCAGAAAAAAGCGAUCGUUUGCUUCUUGAAAGUCGAUGGUUUAGACAAAGCAAAUUGUCUUCUUUACUGCAAAGUUCUGCAAAUAAAAGCUCAAACAUUAGCAGUGAUCUAGGAUUUGAACGCAGUGCAUCUUUAGACUUCGAAUCUACUCAAGCAAUUGGAGAAGUCGGAAAUUGUGAUUUUGACGUUAUCGUGGAGUCUGAACAACUCGUUCCACCAAUCAAAUCACAAUAUGUACAAACCAAAACUUAUUAAGAUUUUCCUAAAAAAGAUUCAGUGAAAAGUUAAAUCUUAAUUAACAUUCAGUGUCUUAAACAGAAAACGAAAAUAUUAAUAAGAAAAUCGUGCCGACAGCAAAAUGUCAAACAACCUACUUCUUAUGAUCUCAUCAUAAAUGUCAAAAUUAUGUUAAAAUCUUUUCCUUAAUCUAACAGUAUAAGAGUAUAUAAAUGUUUUUAAUGUCAUUAUCCUCAAAUGUUAAAUUAAGAUGAGUAAAAGAAAAGUAAGGAAAAUAAAUGACAAGUGACAUUCAACCUUAUAUGUACAAACUCCUACAUUUUUAUCGUGAACUGUGAUAUAUCUAUUCAUUUACAAAGUUCCAUACGCCCCCUCACUUCGGUCCCUUUCUCAAUCCGCGCCUGCUCCAACACACCGUCACUUCCCUGGAACGCGCUUCAAAACAAUACCUAAAGCAAUAGAAACGAAAAAAUACACAAACAUUCUCUCGCUCAAAG
Messenger RNA from Clunio marinus, 1209 nucleotides. The record is from the annotation of a GenBank genome assembly. NCBI's taxonomy places the organism in Eukaryota, Metazoa, Arthropoda, Insecta, Diptera, Chironomidae.